Messenger RNA from Sceloporus undulatus (fence lizard), 2776 nucleotides. It is a transcript of the gene AKAP3, whose product is annotated as A-kinase anchoring protein 3. The transcript has 5 exons. The record is from RefSeq and is a predicted model, not a curated record. Gene Ontology annotation, biological process: intracellular protein localization. Gene Ontology annotation, molecular function: protein kinase A binding. NCBI's taxonomy places the organism in Eukaryota, Metazoa, Chordata, Lepidosauria, Squamata, Phrynosomatidae. Gene Ontology annotation, cellular component: sperm principal piece; cytoplasm. Bases 238 to 2607 code for a protein of 789 amino acids.
CUUUGUUAUGUCAGGCUACAUUCUGGAAGGUUAAGGUUUAAGAGUGGAGGUUACAUUCUGGCAAGUAAGAAGAGAAAUUUUGAUUUUUGGUGGGGAAUCCUUGGUGGGGACUCAUUUUGCUGCUAUAAAGAUUUCCCUCCCUAUAUGGCAGUCUAUGGAAGACAUUAUUGGAAGUUUUGAGUAUCCAUUACAGCUUUGCAGAAACAGGCUUUGGGCAUAUGAAAUAUAUGACUGAGAAUGAUGACAGACAGCAUUGACUGGUUACAAAGCCAGAGUGGACUCUGUAAAAUUGAUCGCUAUACUCCCAGUGAUGAGGAGGAACAGAGUUGGACAACUGAUUCAGCUAAACUUUUCCAACAAAAUUCCCCUGAUCCACUAAAAGUCUUGAGCUGGCUUCGAAAAGAUCUGGAGAAGUGUGCAAUUGGAGUCCAAAAUGUACUGAAUGCCAGUAAUAAUGCAGGUGGUGCAAGAUCAAGGGAGACAUCUACAGAGAGACAAAGCAUGCAGAAGCGUAAUGUACAGUCCCCAGGUGGUUACAGUAUCUGUGAUGAGGAAUUAAGUGUCAAUGUCAGCUCCAACAGGGACUCUCCUAACUUCCACUUGACAAUGAAGGCUGCUUGUCAAAAGGGAUCUAAGGAUGAAGAAAGUGAUGGAUCAGCUUCACCAAACACAAAUCCUGAUCCAGAUGAAGUCUCUUUUUAUUGCAAUAGGCUUUCUAACCUUGCUAUAGCAAUGGCACGCAAAGAAAUGAAUGACCGGUCAGAUGGCAACACAACAUGCAUACAUAAGUCCACCUUUGCUUCCGGAGACCAUGGACACAGGUCUAUUGGAGUGGGUACAGAUGACUGCAAGCACAAUCCAUCUAAAAUGUGUGAAUGUAAAUAUGAAGGAAGUCCUAGUUCUAAGAAGAAAGCCUCAUUUUAUUACAAAGAGGAAGAAACAGAAAUACCUAACAAAAGUGAACCUUACAGUGAUGAGACCAAAGCCUGCAACCAUAGAAAGCGCUUUGGUGCAGAUGAAUACACCAAUUCAUUAAGCAAAGGCAUAUUGGUUUAUGCUAAUAAUGUGGUUUCAGACAUGAUGGUUUCUGUUAUGAAAACCAUGAAAGUUAAAGUAAAUGACUCUAAUAUAGCUUGUGCAGUGUUAAAAAAGGUACUGCUAAAGCAUUCCAAGGAGGUUGUGUCUGACUUGAUAGACUCCUGUAUGAAAAACCUGCAUGAUGUUACUGGAACACUCAUGACUGAUUCUGAUUUUGUUUCAGCAGUGAAGCGGAGCCUUUUCACCCAAGGAAGCCAAAAGGCUUCUGAAAUUGUCCAAGCCAUGCUUAAUCGGUUACAUAAUGCUUUGAUUGUACAAAAACAGGUAAAUGAGAAAGCCAAGUCUCAGAGCAUGGCCUUUGCAACUGUCAAGACAGGUCCAGGAACUGAUACAAAAACUCAAAACAUGAGAUUUUCUGCCACAAAAACAGAAACAGUUAAGGAAAAGGAAAUGACCUGUGCAGAAACAGUUGGCAAUCACAUAAUAAAGGAGGGCCUCUCCAUGUGGCACCAGAAACAACAGAAUGACAAUACAGGAUCAAAUCCCCAGUCAAAGGCAACGUGGAAUCCAGAAAAUCAAGAACUUGGUAACCUUUCAACAGAUUCCUGGGCAAGAGACCUGAUUGUGACAGCAUUACUGCUGAUUCAGUAUCAUCUAGUUCAGCAGGAGAAUGCAAUGAAGGAUGCAGGUGAAGGUGGCAGAUCCAGCAAGGCAGCUGGCACCACAUUUGGGUUUAUGUCUCAAGAUAAAAGUGGUAAUGCCUCGGUGCUCCCUUCCUCAAAGCAGUAUGACACAACUAAAAAGAGUGAUGAUGAACAAUCUGAAACGAAUGCUGAAAAUGAUAUGUCAAGUGUGGUAGUAAUGCUUAUCCAGAAGCUCAUCAAUGAGACAGUCAACAAAUUAGGAGGAAAUGCUAAUCUGCCUUUGAUGGCUGAUGAACCAUAUAGGGGUUCUUACAAAUGCCCUGAGGGGCCUGGGCCUUCAGGCUUUUCGGAAGCAGACCAUUCUUAUGAAGAUGCUAUAUCUGGACUGACCAAAAUGAUUCUGGAUCAGUUUGACGUCAACAAGAAAGAAGGAGGCAGUGGGCCAUUCAUUGACAACCUGGUGGAUACAGUGACCAAGCUGUGUCUUAUGAUAGCCAAAUACAGCAAUCCUGAAUCAGGUCUUGGAGAUAUGGGAGAUGGUGAAGAUGCCACUGGUCCUAUAUAUUCAAAGGACAUAGAAUCUGCAGAAAGUCGAGUAGGGUCUGGUGAAGACACUGUGUCCCACCGCAAAGUGGUUGUGACCAACCAAAAUGCUCCUGAAAACAUCCACAACAAACAGCUCCAAGCCAUCCUUCAGUGGGUAGCAGCUUCUCAGUUAAACGUCCCUGUGUUGUACUUCAUGGAUGAUGAUGAAGAUGCCCUAAAUAAGCUCCAACAACUCUCCACGGUGGCAGUGGAAAGGGGCUACAGUGUAGGAGAAGUUAUGCAGGCAGUUCUGAAGUAUGAGAAGGAAAGGCAGCUGGGAGAGGCACUGGGCAACUUUGUACGGCUGCCAGUACUGGACUGGCUGCUUCAAAACCUGUGAACAAAACAACUUCUUCUGUACUCUUUGCUGAUAGGCUUCUUUUCCUUCACAGCACAGCCCUGUCAGCCUUAAUUGUCACAGCACUCAUUUGUCAAAUAUGAUUUCAUGAGUUUUACUGACCCUACCCCCUGCUGAGCAGUCAUAUGAAUAAAAGAAGGAAAUACUUAAA